This is a messenger RNA of Amoebophrya sp. A120, 19280 nucleotides long. NCBI's taxonomy places the organism in Eukaryota, Dinophyceae, Syndiniales, Amoebophryaceae. The record is from the annotation of a GenBank genome assembly.
CCUGGAUUCUAGUAGUUAGAGAAUUUUCUUCUUGAUUACUUACUAUUCGGAAACUAUCUAAAUCUUGCAUGUCCUUUUUUUUCUUCUAUUCUGAUUGCAAUUCUUAAACACUAAUUUACUAUUUCACAAUUGUCCAAUUACAUUUCUUUACCUAAUAUUUACCUAAUUACAUUUCGCACUGAUUUAUUGCUAAACUUUACGCUCAUUUAUUCAAAGUUUCUAUUCAGGUUCCAAAACUCAAAUGUCCUCUUGCGUUCUUCUUGCAGUCCUUGAACCUUUUUCGACGACCAUGUUUCUCAACGACCACCCGAAGUUCAUGCUGCAGAUGGCGGCCAACUACAGCGUUCACGGAACGAAGCGGUUGGCAUGUCGCAUCUAGAGGGCCCGGUGAAUAACUCCGCUCCCGACAGGCCUUUGUGCCUGUUGGUGGGCGCCAGUGCAUCCUGCUCUUCCUCAUCGCGAUGGCGAACCUUGGAAGCCCCGCGGGCUUGGGUCGGCGACGCCACUCGUUCGACCCCGGUCUCCUGUCGGGCUACGGGCACGGCUCCGUCCAGGGUACAAUCGUCUUCGAAUUUUGCAGAAACGGAAACCACAACGACCACUGAAAGAACGGGUUUACUCAGCUGCAAAAACGAUGAAGGGCAACAGGAAAUAAAACAGAAAAUCAACAUAAAGCUUCAGAGCAGACGAAGAUCUCUUCACUUCCGCCGCGCCCGCCAAGCACGUGCGGAGGAGAAGUUUUCUGUCGCUGGAGGAGAGGGUGAAAAUGGACACAACGUCGAAAACGGAAAUCCAUCGUCAUCAACUUCUUCCAGUCGAACUCGAAGCGCCUGUUGCAGCAGGAUAAGAGAAGGAAAUCAUGCUGAUAAAAAUAGUUGUUCUUCACAGUUCGCCAACAGCAGACGAACAGAAGAUGAUAUCUUGUCGCACAGUAGUUCUUGUACGCGUACGGGAGCAACUACUACAACUAGCAGCAAGUCGUCCUCCGCAAGGAGAACGGAGCAGACGGCUGGUGGUGCUUCCUACGACCUGCCUUGGGGCGCCACACCCUUGGUAGCGUCGUGUUUGACGAUUAUGUCCUACUUGCGCCUGUUCGUCGAGGUGUUGCUGCGCUUUCUGUCCAGGAAGAAACGGAGAAGAAGGAGACCGCGAGGCAUCGAGCAGUUUUUAUCUCUUCCCACGUCCUCUUCCAGAACAGAAUCCCGCAGUACUAGGAAUAAAACCUCAACAACACUAGUAUCAGUGCCUUCUCUAGAAAGUAAAAGUUGUUGCUUCUCGCAGCAACCACCAGAAGCAAGAUAUAUCAAGACCAGCAAGCUGGCACGUCGCACGAGCACUUCAUCAAGAAGUUGUGCAGCUGCCGACGUAGUAGACGAAGCGGAAGUCGCGGGGAAUAAUUGCACUUCUAGCCAAACCUACGACUACGCGUGUGAUCCCGAGGCGCUGGCGCUUCUCGCAGACUACACGCGCAGCGCGGAAGAGCCCGCGUGGUGCGGCAGUUGGAACAACUUCCGGAUUCUACCGGAGAGGUUCAUGAUCUCGUGUCCUCCUCGGCGAAAGAGCAGUCUGACCGAACAGUCGACAACAUCAUGGACAGCCGCAGCAAGACAUUUCUGCUCCGGAACAAGCUCCACGUUGUUCACAAGCCCCGAGGGAACCCCGAGCAGCAAGACGCCACUCUUGCACAGCCUCGGGCGGCUGUUUUUGUUCUUUUUGAUGCUGUUCAUCACGACGGACGGUUUCGUGCAGGUGAGCAAGAACGGUCAGAUUUCCCUGUUGGGUCCGAUCAACAUCGACCCGCAGUGCGAGGACAACAACCCGCAGAACUGCUUCAGUCCGCAGAUCCGUUUCCGGAACAACGGAACCAUCCAGUGGGUCGCGACCACGUUCGACUUCUACACGAACUCACUCGUGAACAACGGAAACACGGACUUCCUGCUGAUGACAGGCACCCAGUUUUCCGACUGGUUGCUGAGCGACAAGAAUCCGCAGGCCCCCGGCGGCUGGCUGGAGUACGGCAGCGAGGGCCGCGGCACCUUUCUGAUCACCAGCGACCGGAAGGUGUACCUGAACACCACUUUGUCCGUGUUCAAGGCGGUGGAGAUGGGCAGCAGUUUGUCUGUGCGCGGCUUCGUCAAGAUGGACAAGCGCCUGUCCGUGGACGACAAGACCUACUUUGGCGCGGAACUUUUCAUCGGCGACCCGUCGAAGUCCGGCUCUCGGUCGCAGACCAGGUUCGGGCGCGGUAACCCGGCCGGGUUUCCGCCCGUUUUGAAGAUAGACACGCAGCCGGACUCGCCGAACCGGUACAAAACCAGUAUCGCGGACCAGGCGAUCUUCGGCGACUCGCUGGACAUAAGGAACAGCACGAACCUGGGGAGCUGUCUUUCCGUGCAGUCGUUCGCACGGCUGUACAACACGCUCUCCGUGAACAGCUACGUGCGGAUCGGGCAGUACCUGUCCGUGAAGUCCUACACGCGCAUCGGGUCCACGCUCUCCGUGUACAGCCUCGUGCGGAUCGGGUCGCACAGCGGUGCGACCUUUUCCAUUGGCGGGGUGCACUCGAUUUGGGGCUCCGCGACCUUCGGGUCCUCUUUAUCGAUCCGGAGGGCGAUGAAGCUCGGCGGACGGUCCAAGGAAGCGGGCAGUCUGCGGUGCGCGCUGUCGCUGUUCGGGCAGAUGCGGUACGGGCGGAAGAUGUUUUCCGUCGCGGACUUCACGCUGCUAGGCUCGAUGUUGUCGUUGCGAAGCUACGCGCGCCUUGGAUCCAGCAUCUCGCUGUACGGGAUGGCGCGGCUCGGAUCCAGUUUUUCCGUGCUCGAUCUGGGGCAUCUGGGUUCGAGUUUCUCGCUGACGUCAUUCGCACGGUGCGCCAGUUCGUUCUCCGUCUUCGGCGUGGCAAGACUGGGUUCCGCGAUGUCGUUACUGGACUUCAUCAGCUUGGGGACCGGAAUUUCCGUGCGCGGAUUCGGGCGUUUGGGAAGUAGUCUGUCGGUCUUCGGGAUUGCGAAGGUGGCCUCCGCCUUCUCGCUGCUCGAUUUCUCCAGCUACAGCAGCACCCUGUCGAUCCGGAAGUUCAGCCGGCUCGGGUCUAGCUUUUCCGUCUACGGCAUGAUACGGAUCGGGAGUUCGUUGUCGGCCCUGGACUUCGUGUCCCUGGGCAGCUCGCUCUCCUGCCGGACCAUCGCGUGCUGCGGUUCCGCGCUAUCUGUGUACGGAAUUUCCAAGCUGGGUUCCAGUUUGUCGGUGCUCGACAUGGUCACCAUAGGCUCUGCGAUGAGCGUCCGGUGUUUCGCGAGGUUAGGUUCAAGCUUAUCGCUCUUCGGGCUCGCCAGACUCGGGUCGACCCUGUCCAUCCUGGACAGCGUGCAUAUUGGGUCCGCCAUCUCAAUACGGACGUACGCGCGACUAGGCAGUAGCUUGUCGUUGUUCGGAAUCUCCAGAAUCGGGAGCUCGUUAUCCAUUCUGGACGUUUUGAACGUAGGCAGUGCGAUGUCGGUCCGUACCUUAUUCCGGAUGGGAAGCGCCUUCUCCGUGUACGGCGUGUCAAGACUAGCCAGUGGACUCAGUCUCCUAGACUGCCUGCACAUCGGGUCGGCGUUGAGCGUGCGAAAUUUCGCCAGGUUAGGCAGUGCCACGAGCGUGUUCGGUAUCACGAGACUAGCGAGUACGUUGAGCUUACUGGACUUCAUGACGAUGGGCAGCAGCUACUCUCUCCGGACCUGCUUGCGACUAGGCUCCGCGACUAGCGUGUACGGUAUGAUGCGACUGGGGUCGAUCUUCUCGAUCCUGGACUUCGUGUCGCUCGCGUCCAGCUUCUCCCUCCGGAACCUGGCGCGGUUUGGUAGUUCCCUCUCCGUAUACGGUUGCAGCAGACUCGGAUCCGGGCUGUCGGUGCUCGAUUUUGUGCACGUCGGCUCCGCCAUGUCCAUCCGCAAGUUCGCCAGGCUAGGGUCGAGUUACAGCGUCUUCGGCAUCCUGAAGUGCGGGUCGAACCUGUCGAUUCUGGAUUUCGUCACGGUCGGAUCCGCGAUCUCGCUGCGAACGAUGAGCCGACUGGGAAGCAGUCUGUCGGUGUAUGGCUUAAGCAAGUUUGGCAGCAGCCUUUCGGCGCUAGACAUGCUGAACCUCGGCAGCGCUCUGUCGUUGAGGACCUUUGCACGCUUCGGGAGUAACUUCUCGGUGCUGAGCAGUUGGUGGAUGGGCAGCAACUUGAGCGUCGCGGACUUCGUCGUGUUCGGCAGCAGCUUAUCACAGUGAAAAAUGCCCCCCACCCCUGAAAUUGCAAGAAUUUGUGAUGCGAAGUUUCCAAAUGAAAGCUUUGUUUUUGUCAUGCAUGAAAGGAGUACGAAUCUUUCUGAUGCAGAUUCUAGUCGUGUUUCGCAUCGCUUGCAUGACAAGCACCGCUCUUGCUGGGAUCUAUUGCAAUACAAAUUUUUGCUAUUCACGAUAAGAAAUCUGUGAUGCUGAUACCCCACUUGGGUCUGUGCAACAUCGUAUUUUUUCCUUAGCGGCUGGUGCUGGACGAUAAGGCGAGUUGCCAAGUAGCGGUGAGCAUGCACCCACGGUGCGCUACUUGUGGACCACAACUCGUUUUAUGUGAGCACCCCUUCCUGACCCCCAGGCGUUUCUUUUUACCAUUGGUCUGGUAAUCCUGUUCUCGGUCUGUUGGGGACCCCGUGUGGCUGUAGUCCGCUCUCCCAUGCCGCUUGCCGUAGGUUCGUAUCGUUCGUCUGUUAGGUCGUAUUUACGUGGAACUUCGUGCGAUUGCUCUCGGCCCUGUAUUUCUUUUCUCUAGCCUCAUACUUAUCUUUUCGAUUACUUAUUUCCUUCUCUCUGAUAUUUUGCUUGUUGUUUUCUGUGUACUUACGUAAAGUUUUAUUGGUUUACGUAACCGGGGGGCGGCUUGAUGUCUGCGGCGGAUGAUGACAGUGUGCACAUUCCUACAAAUACAUGGCUGCCGGGGUGCUUCCCGGUUGGUCUAGUGUCGAAAAUUCAUUUUGGCACUGAUCCGCUAAACACCUUGCUGCCAACCCCGCCCGCUCGGGGAGUAAUUAUCUCUAGACAGGGCACCAUCUGCGGUUGUCCUUUAGGGCGUUCGAGUCUAGAUAGUGACUACCAUGCGUAAAUCUUCAAUUUUGCGUGGGCUCCUGGUGGCUGCUUCCACCGUCGGGGAGUAUAAACACACUAAACAUAAGCCAUUGACCACUGGGUCGCCGUGGUGCCGUGCCUGCAUGCACCAUCAGAAGUGCAACGAGGUGCCAAUCGUGUUUCCACAUGUGCCAUCAGAAGUGCAUCGAUUCGCGAGGGUCGUGAAUGAAUGAAUGAAUACUUUUUAUUGGUUUUAGUAGGGCAUGAUGCCAAAAGGGACGAACAGCCCGUAGACCUCCGAUGUGAUGCUGAUACACGCAAGAGGGCGAAUGUUUCUGUUGGAAAGGUUUGCAAUACAAAUGCUCCCAAGUUCGGGGGUGGGGGCGUUUUUCAUUGUGAUACAGCUACUCGAUCCGCAGCUUCUCGCGGUUUGGGUCCAGUAUGAGCGUCUACGGAAUCUCGAGGCUGGGCUCCACGCUGUCCGUGCUGGACGGCGUCUUCUUCGGAAGUUCGCUGUCUCUGCGCGGGUUCGUGCGCAUCGGUAGCUCCACGAGUCUAUACGGGAUCGGAAGGAUAGGCAGCGCGAUAAGCGUCCUGGAUCGGCUGUACUUCGGCUCCGCAGUGUCCAUCCGGAACUACGCGCGACUCGGAUCCACCAUGUCCAUCUACGGCCUGGCGCGCAUCGGCUCGGCCAUGAGCGUGCUGGAUUUCACGUCGAUGGGCAGUAGCUUGUCACUGCGGUCGAUCUGCCGGCUGGGCAGCAGCAUCUCCGUGUUCGGGCUAACCCGGUUGGCGUCGACGAUCUCCAUUCUGGACGCCAGCAGCUUUGGCUCGUCGCUGUCUCUGCGAUCUUUCCUGAGGCUUGCGUCGAACUUUAGCGUGUACGGAAUGGGAUAUCUCGGAAGUUGCAUGUCGACCAUCGACUACUGCCACCUGGGAUCGUCCAUGUCGCUGCGGGGGUUUAGCAGAAUCGCCGGCUCGAGCUCGGUGUACGGCAUGGGGCGCGUCGGGUUGUCGAUGUCCAUCCUGGACACCGUCGGUGCCGGCUCCAUGCUGUCGCUCCGCAACUUCGCCCGGUACAGCAGCACCCUCAGUCUGUACGGAUUCACCAAGCUAGGCUCGUCUCUUUCCGUCCUGGACUACGUGAAGUGCGGGAGUACGUUGUCCUUGCGCAACUUCCUGAGAACCGGUAGCUCGAUGUCCGUCUACGGUGCGUUCCUGCUCAGCUCUUCGCUUUCCGUGCUGGACUACGUCACGCUCAGCUCGUCGCUGACCAUCCGCGGUUUCGGCCGCUUUGGCGACAGGCUUAGCGUGUACGGCAUGACGAAGUUGGGUAGUUCGCUCUCCAUUUGGGACUGCAUGCUGGCCGGAAGCAGUCUGAGUCUGCGCAGCUACAGCCGAUUAGGAUCGGUGCUGAGUCUCUACAGCUGCGGCCGGUUGGGAUCCUUCAUGUCGGUUUUGGAUUUUGUCCACAUCGGCUCCUCGCUGUCAGUCCGCUCGUUCACGCGACUGGGCUACGAAAUCGCGGAUUUCGCCGAGGAAUUCGAGGAGUACGAAAUGGUGGAGGAGGACAUCUUAAACAGCCUGUACGGCAACGGAACGGACAUGAACAGCACGAACUCGACGGACGACAACUCGACCAACUACGUGAACCAGUCGAGCUCCUACAUCGUGGUGAAUCGCGACCGAAGGAAGAUGAGCCGCACCUUCAGCCUGUACGGGGUGAGUAGAUUAGGCUCCUCCCUCAGUCUGCUCGACUUCGUCUCGCUCUCGUCCAGCAGCAGUUUGCGAUCUUUAGUUCGCAUGGGAAGCGCGUUGUCGAUCUACGGCAUCACACGAAUCGCGAGCAGCUUCUCCAUGUUGGACUUCAUCGCACUGGGGUCGAAUUUGUCCUGCAGGGGGUACAUGAGGUUAUAUCCAACAAAAAAACUGUGUUAGUGUAACUAUCUUUGGCUGGCAGCUUCACAAAUUUGCUCUACAUGACAGAGAAAAUCUGUCAUGCAUGGUUUGUAAGGGAAAACACACAUGAAAAGAGGACUUCAUGGGUGUCUGGCAUGACAGGUGUAACUCUGUUGCAUGUUCUGCAUUACAGAGUUACACUUACACAGUUUUUUUCUUGGAUAGGUCAGGCUCCAGCUGCAGUGUGUACGGGAUGACGCGGUUCGGAAGUUUAUCCUGUGUAAAAACGUCCCCACCCCAGAGUUGUCAUGCAAAUCUGCAUGCCAAAAAAGUUUCUCAUGUGGAGCCCCAUGAGAAGCAUUUUCUAGUCGUGUUUUGGAAUUUGUGAUGCUAUAAUCAGCAUGAUAUGCUAGAUCUGUGAUGCUUCUGAACUACCUCGACAGGAUUGCACUACGAGGACAAACUUGUCAUGCGAAACAACCAAAGCUGGCUAAUUUGUCUAGCAGAUUCCCCAUCUUGACUCUGCUGUGGGGACGUUUUUACACAGGAUAAAGUUCGUGCAGUCUGCUGGACACCAUCGGCCUGUCGAGUUCUCUCUCCCUGCGGUACUUUUCGCGGUUGGGGAGCAGCGUCUCGAUUUUCGGGCUUCUGAGGAUGGCGAGCUCCAUGUCCUUGCUGGACUUCUGCUCGAUGGGAAGCGCUUUAUCCCUGCGGUCCUACGCGCGGCUGGGAAGUUCCAUGUCGGUGUACGGGAUCACGUUCUUCGGGUCUUCUGCAUCUUUAUUGGACUUUUUCAGCUUGGGUUCGUCCGUGUCACUGCGAAACCUCGGUCGCCUUGCCUCGGGCUGCAGCGUCUAUGGCAUAAGUAGACUCGGAUCCGUGAUGAGCAUUCUGGACGGGUUGUCGCUCGGCAGCUCGCUUUCUGUGCGCGGCUUCACGCGGAUGGGAAUCGCACUGUCGAUCUAUGGGAUGAGCCGACUGGGCAGCGUGAUGAGCGUGAACGAGUACGCGUUCUUCGGCAGUUCGUUUUCAUUACGCAGCUACAGCCGGCUCGGUUCCGGCGUCUCCGUCUACGGUUUCGCCAGGCUGGGGAGCAACAUGUCCGUUUUGGAUUGGGUGCACGCGAGCUCGACGCUGUCACUGCGCAGCUUCAACCGGUUCGGCUCCAGCAUGAGCGUGUUCGGGCUGGCCCGGUUCGGAUCCAGCCUGUCGCUGCUGGACAACUUCCAGCUCGGCAGCUCGCUGUCGGUCCGGACGUUCGCCCGGUUCGGAAGUUCGCUGUCCGUGUAUGGAGUGUCAAAAUUUGGGUCCAGUUUAUCAACGCUCGACUUCUUCAACAUGGGGAUCCAGAUGAGCGUGAGGAACCUGGUGCGGUCCGGUUGCGCGUCCAGCAGUCUGUUCGGAAUUUGCCGCAUGGGGAGCUUCAUGUCGAUUUUGGACUUCAUGAGCAUAGGAUCCUCCCUUUCCGUGCGCUACAUGCUCAGGUUCGGCACGAGCCUGUCCGUCUACGGCAUGACCCGGUUUGGCUCCUGCAUGUCCGCGUUGGACUACAUGCACCUGGGAAGCUCCUUCUCGACGAGAAGUUUUGUCCGACUGGGCUCCGUAUGAAAUGCAAAAGGUCUGGGUCUGGAUGAGCGGCACACAACUGCGUUUUUACAAAAUGUUUUGGAAAUAUUUUGAAAAUAUUGUGAAAAUAUUCCGAAAAUAUUUUGAAAAUAGAAAAAAUAUUUUGAAAAUAUUUCCAACAUAUUUUGAACAUACUUCGAAAAUAUUUUGAACAUAUUUUGAAAAUAUUUUGGCAAUAUUUUGAAAAUAGUUUUCCAUGAUGUGGAUGUUCGAAAGGAAAGUGAGUGCCUUGCGCCGCUCAUCCAGACCCAGGCAUAUUUGCAUUGGAUACUCCGCGAUGUCGUUGUACAAAACGAUGGAAAUCGGUAGGAACUUCUCGGUCCUGGACUACACCCAUCUCGGCUCGGCCUUCAGUAUUCGGUCCUGCGCGAGACUAGGGUCGGCGCUCUCGGUCUACGGCAUGACAAGACUAGGCACGGCGAUGUCGACACUGGAUUACUGCUGCCUCGGCUCCUCAAUGAGCUUGCGCGCACUCGUCCGCCUGGGAUCCGCGAUGAGCAUCUAUGGCAUGGCGAGACUAGGCAGCGGAAUGUCGGUCUUGGACCAGCUGUCCAUCGGGUCGAGUUUGUCGCUCCGGACCUUCCUCCGACUGGGUAGUGGUGGCGGAUUUUCCGUGUACGGGAUGGCCCGCUUCGGCAGUGCGUUGUCGAUGCUGUGCUGCACCUACAUCGGAAGUUCCAUUUCCGUCAGGAAUUUCGCCAGAGCGGGCGGGAUCGUUUCCUCCGUGUAUGGGAUCACGCGCCUGGGCAGCUGCAUGUCGAUUUUGGAUUUCGCUUGCCACGGAUCAACCUUGUCCUUUCGCGGAUUCAGCCGACUCGGAAGCAGCUUGUCGGUCUUCGGAGUCAGCACCUUGGGGAGCAGCAUGUCGUUGUUGGAUCUGGCGCACAUCGGGUCCUCUUUGUCGCUGCGGGGGUACAAGAGGAUAGGCAGCUCGUGUUCCAUGUUUGGGCUGACCUAUCUCGGCUCGCAGGUGUCCAUGUUAGACAUGUUCCAGCUCGGGUCCAGCCUGUCGAUCCGCGGGUUUCUGCGGUGCGGCAGCAGCAUCUCUGUCUACGGAAUUGCGCGCUUCGGCAGUAUGCUGUCUGUUUUGGACAUGAGCAUUAUGAGCUCCUCGAUGUCGGUGCGGAACAUUAGCCGCCUCGGGUCCGGUUGCAGUGUGUACGGUUUGGCAAAGCUCGGCAGCUGCCUUUCCGUGUUGGAUUGGCUGAGCAUAGGUUCCAGCUUGUCCAUGCGGUCCUUCGCCCGCAUGGGAAGCGCGAUGUCCGUGCACAAGGGCGUGGUGAUGCGCGCGCCGGACAGAACGCACCUGGUCAGCGUCUACGGGAUGGUGUUCAUGGGUUCAUCCAUGAGCAUGCGCAGCUACACCAGACUCGGCUCGUCCAUCUCGAUCUUCGGGAUUGUGCGCCUGGGGUCCGCGCAGUCGGUGCUGGACGCGGUGGCGAUCGGUUCCUCCCUGUCAGUCCGGUCCUUCUCCCGCCUGGGCUCAUCGCUGUCCAUCUUCGGAUGCGGACAUUUGGGGUCAGGAAUCUCGAUGCUCGACUUCGCACACCUAGGUUCCGCACUCUCCAUCCGGGACUACGUGCGCGCGUUCGCCACCUCCGCCUACAGCUACGUGAAGCUGGCGUCGAGUUUGUCACUGCGCGGCCACGCGAGGAUCGGAGUGACGCUGAGUCUGUUCAGCCAGUGCCAGCAGGGAAAAGCCAUGUCGCUACUCGGGUGCAGUAACCUCGGUUCCAGCUUGAGUUUGCGGACGUUUUCCCGGAUCGGAUCCACUUUCUCCAUCUACGGGCUGGCAAGAUGUGGGAGUGCAAUUUCCAUGCUGGAUUUCACGGUCGUGAGCAGCAGCGUGUCUUUGAGGACGUUUGCGCGGUACGGCUCGACGAUUUCUGUCUACGGGUUCAGUCGACUCUCGUCCAGUCUGUCCUUGCUCGACAUUGCGCAGUUGAACAUCGGAAUUUCGCUGCGAAGCGUGACGAGGUUCGGCUCCAGCUUGUCCGCCUACGGUAUGACGCGGUUCGGUUCGGGGGUCAGUCUUUUGGACCUGAUCCACAUCGGAAGCGCGUUCUCCGUUCGCGGCCUCGUCCGACUGGGAAGUUCGAUGUCGCUGUAUGGGCUGAACCGCAUGAAAUCCAGCUUCUCGAUCGUGGACUUCGUCAGGAUAGGCUCCAGUUGCAGCAUGCGCGCCCUCGCGCGCCUCGGCUCCGCGCUUUCCGUGUUCGGCAUCUCGAGAUUGGGAUCGGCGAUCUCUGUGCUCGACUUCGCGUCGAUCGGCAGCUCGUUCAGCAUGCGGAGUUUCGGGCGAUUCGGCUCCAGUUUGAGUCUGUACGGCUGCGCGCAGAUCCAGCACAGCAUGUCCGCCCUGGAUUACAUGCACCUCGGGUCGGCGCUGUCCGUCCGGAGCUUCAUGCGCAUCGGGUCCACGACGAGCAUCUACAGCACGGUGCGUUUUGGCUCCGCGGUGUCCCAGCUGGACUUUAUCACGCUGGGUUCUGCUUACAGUCUGCGCAGCUUCGCGAUCUUGAUGACCAACAUGAGCGUCUAUGGCCUGUCGAAGAUGGGAUCGUCGCUUUCCGCGCUCGACAUGCUGUCGCUGGGGUCCGCCUUGAGUCUCAGGUCGUUGUCCCGGUUCGGCGUCGGUAUUUCGGUGUACGGGAUUUCGCGGCUGUCGUCCUCGUUCAGUUUGAUGGACUGCCUCAACCUGGGUUCGACGUUCUCCGUCCGAGCGCUCUCGCGCAUGGGCGUAGACCUGUCGUGCUACGGGGUCCAGACGCUCGGUUCCAGCUUGUCCCUGCUUGACUACAUGUCCUUGGGGUCGACGCUUUCCUGUCGCUUCCUCGCGAGGUCGGGAUCAAGUGUGUCCAUCUACGGAUUUGCGAAACUGGGAUCUAGUAUGUCCAUCCUGGAUUACGUGCAGGUUGGUUCCAGUCUGUCCUGCCGCGUGUUGGGCAGAAUGGGAUCUGCCCUGUCCGUGUUCGGGUUGAUGCGGCUGGGGAGCAGUUUCUCCGUGCUCGACUCUGUCAGUCUGGGCAGCGCGUUCUCAGUGCGGUCCUUCAGCCGGUUGGGUAGCAGUAUGAGUGUGUUCGGCAUUUCAAGAUCCGCGUCCAGCCUUUCCAUCCUGGAUUUCACGCUGAUCGGGUCGAUGGCCAGUUUGCGCAGCUUCGCCCGCUUAGGCUCGACGCUCUCCGUCUACGGGUGCAGCAAGAUCGGCUCUGCGUUCUCCAUCCUCGACACCCUGCAGCUCGGCUCGAACCUGAGCACGCGGAGUUUCGCCCGAAUGGGAUCGUCCUUGAGCUUAUACGGGAUUGGCACCACGGGCGCACUGCUAUCUGUGCUCGACUACAUCUCAUGCGGCAGCGCCACCUCGCUGCGAAGCUUCGCCAUGUUCGGCAGCUCUUGCAGUCUGUACGGGACCGCGAGACUAGGGAUCCAGACCAGCGUGCUGGACUUCACCGGGAUGAAUUCCGCAUUGUCGAUCCGGUCGUAUUGCCGGUUCGGCUCCAGCAUGUCGCUGUACGGAUUUGGCCGUCUGGGAUCCAGUCUGUCGAUUCUCGACCUGUUUCACGUCCGCUCGAGUCUCUCGCUUCGUUCCUUCGCCCGCCUCGGAUCCAGUCUGAGCUUGUACGGGUGCAGUUACUGCGGAAGCACGCUGUCCAUCCUCGACUGCUUCAAUCUAGGGAGCAGUUUAUCCCUCCGGAAUUUCUGCCGCCUGGGAUCGAGCAUCUCCCUCUACGGAGUGAGCGGGCUGGGUUCCGGCAUGUCGUGCCUGGACCUCUGCUUCCUAGGAUCAUCGCUCUCUUUAAGGACGUUCUCGCGGUUCCCCGCGAGGAUGGAGCUGUUCGGGGUGAACCGACUGGGAUCGGCCGUCUCCGUACUCAGCUUUCUCUCGCUCGGCUCGACCUUCUCCGUCAGAAGCAUGAUGCGCCUCGGUAGUGGGCUCUCCAUCUACGGGACGCAGUACCUCGGCUCUAGCGCCUCGGUCCUCGACUGCAUGUCUCUGGGCAGUACCAUGUCGGUGCGCUCACUAUUCCGGAUGGGCAGCUCCAUGUCGCUGUUCGGGCUGCUGCGGCUCGGCUCCAGCUUGUCGCUGGUAGACACGAUCAUGUGCGCGAGCAGCAUCAGCUUGCGAACGCUCUCCAGGUUGGGUAGCUCGUUCAGUAUCUUCGGGCUGGUGUCUUUAGGUUCCAGCUUGUCGAUUCUGGAUUCGGUCUACUUUUCCAGCACUCUGUCAGUGCGUGGUCUCAGCCGACUUGGAAGCAGCAUGAGCGUUUAUGGAAUCAGCCGCGUGGCCUCCUCCUGCAGCCUGCUCGACGCGUUUUCCCUCGGCUCUGCGCUGUCCUGCCGCACGUUCGCACGCAUGGGGUCCGCCAACAGUCUCUACGGCUACGGAAGACUGAGUUCCGCCUGCAGCGUUUUGGACUUCGUGAACGUCGGGUCGUCUCUGUCUUGCCGCACACUGGCCAGGCUGUCGUCUUCCAUUUCCUUGUACGGGAUCGGGAAAUUCGGCGGGGCUUUGUCCAUUCUGGACACGGUUUCUCUUGGGUCGACGAUGUCUAUGCGCAGCAUCAGCCGCAUCGGCUCCGCGGUAAGUGUCUACGGGCUCGCGACCCUCGGCGGCGGAUUGUCGAUCCUCGACCAGAUGUCGCUCGGCAGUAGCCUUUCGGUCCGCGGGUGCAACCGACUCGGGAGCGCUUUGUCCGUCUACGGGAUGAGCAGAUUAGGCUCCAGUUUGUCCAUGAUUGACUACUUCAUCAUGGGCAUGAGCUGCUCGCUGCGGAAUUUCCUGCGCGCGUCCGACGCCUGCUCAGUGUACGGUAUGUACCGCAUGGGAUCGCAGAUGUCGACGCUGGACUGCAUGUACCUCGGUUCUAUGCUGUCCAUCCGCAACUGCAGCCGGCUGGGUUCCGCAUUGUCGUGCUACGGGAUCGCACGGUUAGGGUCCGGCUUGUCAGCCUUCGACUACUACCACCUGGGGUCGAUGCUGUCGCUUCGGUCGUUCCUGCGGAUCGGGUCCAGUUUGUCGAUCAACACACUGCACGAGCACUACAACAGCUUCGACUCCGCGUGCCACAUUUGCGGCGCGGCGCGCGUGAUGAGCAGUUUGUCGGUGCGGUCCUUCGUGCGGCUCGGGUCCAGUAUGAGUUGCUACGGGACGGCGCGGUUGGGCAGUGCGAUGUCGAUUUUGGAUUUCAUCGCCAUGUCCAGCUCGAUUUCCGUCCGGAACGCGGGCAGGUUAGGCAGUUCCAUGUCGGUGUACGGCGUGACGCGACUGAGUUCUUCAUGCUCCGUGCUCGACCAGGUCCAGAUUGGGAGUUCCCUGUCGCUCCGCGCUUUCCUGCGCAUGGGCAGCUCGCUUUCCGUGUACGGUUUCACGAAGAUCGGGAACGGGGGUUGCAGCAUGCUGGACAUGCUUUCCAUCGGAUCCAGUUUGUCGCUUCGCGGCUACGCGCGGUGCGGAAGUUCGCUGUCCAUUUACGGGCUGAGUUUCUUGAGCAGUUCCAUGUCGGUCCUCGGCAUGGUGACUGUUGGAAGUUCUCUGUCCCUCCGCAACUUCGCGCGCCUGGGAAGCAGUCAAUCACUCUACGGAAUCUGCCGCUUCAGCUCCAGCAUGUCAGUGUUGGAUACGAACCUGUUUGGCUCGGGGAUUUCCCUGCGGUCCUUCGCAAGGCUAGGGUCCGCGGCGUCCCUCUACGGGGUCAGCAGAUUCGGCGGCAGUAUGUCGGUCCUCGACUUCUUCACCGCCGGGUCGUCGCUCUCCCUGCGCAGUUACGCCCGCGUGGGCUCGCAAUUGUCGGUGGUCAAGAUCUUCAAAAACAGCGGGAACAACAGCGUGAUGGACUACGUCUUCAUGGGUUCCACGUGUUCCGUUCGCGGAUUCGCGAGACUAGGUGUUACCACAUCGGUCUAUGGCAUGUUCCGGUGCGGCAGCAGAUUUUCGAUCAUCGAUUAUCUGCAAGCGGGAUCGGCAUUGUCUCUGCGAAGCUUUUACCAGGGGGGAUCCGCUUUGUCGAUCUACAACCUGGUCAGGUUCGGAAGCCGCUGCUCCGUUUUGGACUUCUUCAAUCUCGCCGCCGCGCACAGCACCCGCAGGUUUGGCCGGUGCGGAAGCUCGUUGAGCAUCUACGGGAUGUUUCGCAUCGGCAGCUCGCUCUCGACGCUCGACUGCUUCCACAUGGGCAGCACGUUGUCCGUGCGCAACUAUGCGAGGUUGGGAUCCGCGCUGAGCAUUUUUGGAAUGACCAGGCUGGGAUCGCAGCUUUCCGUACUUGACGCGAUCUCCUUCGGCUCCUCCAUGUCGUUGCGGAACUUCCUGCGACUGGGCUCCAGCUUGAGUGUGUAUGGCAUCUCGCGCAUGAGCAGCUGCUGCUCCUUGCUGGAUGCGAUCAGCAUCGGCUCGGGCAUGUCGAUUCGGCACUUCGGGCGCCUCGGGAGCAGCUUGUCUGUCUACGGAGCGGCACGGUUUGGAUCUGGACUCUCUCUGCUGGACGCAUUUGCCCUCGGCUCGAGUUUGUCCUGCCGCACGUUUUUGCGUGUGGGCUCCGCAUUCUCGGUGUACGGAAUGUCGAGACUGGGUUCGCAGCUGUCCGUGCUGGAUCAGGUGCAGAUGGGAAGCUCCAUGAGCGUGCGAACCUUCGUUCGGAUCGGGUACGAGACCAGCAUCUAUGGCAUGUCUCGCAUGAUGUCACAAAUGAGCGUGUUGGAUUUCGUGCAAGUCGGGUCGGGCAUGAGUUUGCGACAGUGCGCCCGCUUGGGAUCCGCAACCUCCGUGUACGGGCUGUCUCGGUUCGGCAGCUGCCUGAGCAUUCUGGACUCGAUCAGUUUGUCGAGCAGCUUCUCCGCCCGAACGUUUUGCCGCUUGGGAAGUGCACUCAGCGUCUAUGGCACCAGCAGGAUGGGAAGCUGUUUGAGUCUGCUCGACUUUCUGCAGCUCGGAAGCGGCCUUUCCGUGCGAAACUUUGCCAGACUCGGGUCCAGCUGCAGCCUGUUUGGCAUCUGCAGAAUGAGCAGUUGCCUCUCUGUGCUGGAUUUCAUGAACAUGGGAAGCGGAUUGUCGGCGCGAAACUUCGCAAGACUCGGCAGCUCCAUGAGCGCGUACGGCAUUUCUCGCAUGGGAUCCUGUCUCUCCAUGCUGGACUUUCUGCACAUGGGGUCGAGCAUGAGUGUGCGAGCGUGGGCAAGGCUCGGAUCGAGCUGCAGCUUGUUCGGGAUGGCGAGGCUUGGCAGCUACAUGUCAGUCUUGGACUUCAUCACCUUCGGUUCCACGAUGUCGCUGCGGUGCGCCUGCAGGCUGGGUUCCGCGAUGUCCGUCUACGGCGUGGCAAGACUCGGGUCGUCCUUGUCCCACCUGGAUUUCUUCCACCUGGGUAGCGGCAUGAGUCUGCGAAACUUUGCGCGACUCGGAUCAUCGCUGUCACUGUACGGCAUGGCGAUUGGCGGGUCGGCCAUGAGCUUGCUGGAUUUCCUGCACAUCGGAAGCUCGCUGAGUAUCCGACAGCUCGGAAGAUUAGGAAGCUCGCUUUCGAUCUUCGGGAUCACGCACAUCGGAUCGCAGUGCAGCUUACUGGACUUCAUGAACAUCGGGAGCUGCAUGAGUGUACGCACGCUCGCACGACUCGGAUCUGGGUUGAGCGUUUACGGUCUGGGAAGGUUCGGCAGUUCUAUGUCGGUCCUCGACUACGUCUGCCUUUCCUCCAGCUUGUCGCUCCGAACGAUUGCGCGACUCGGCAGCUCGCAGUCCGUGUACGGUCUGGUGCGGAUCGGAAGCAGCAUUUCGCUGCUGGAUUUUUGCCACAUCGGCUCCAGCCUAUCGGCCCGGAUGUUCGCGCGACUUGGAUCUAGCCUGUCGAUUUACGGCUGCGCCCGCCUGGGGUCACGGAUUUCAAUCCUCGACUUCAUCACCUUCGGCAGCUCCGUCUCAGUGCGCAGCUUCGCCAGGAUGGGUUCCAGCUUAAGUUGUUACGGGAUCGCGCACCUGGGCAGCAACCUGUCUGUCCUUGACAGCAGCUUCCUCGGGAGUUCGUUUUCCGUCCGCAAUUUCGCGCGGUUCGGCUCUGCGUUGUCCGUUUACGGGUGCAGUAGGCUAAGCAGCUACAUGAGCGUGCUGGACAUUUUGCACAUCGGCAGCAAUCUUUCCGCUCGGGGCUACGCGCGGUUUGGUUCCUGCAUGAGCGUGUACGGCAUGGCAAGAUUCGCGAGUACCAUCUCGUGCCUGGACAUGUUGCACAUCGGCUCGGGCUUCAGCCUGCGAUCCUUCGUGAGGCUGGGUUCUGCGCUGUCUGUGUACGGAACCAGUAGGCUGGGAAGCAACCUGUCCGUGCUCGACUUCGUGUCCCUCGGCUCCGGCAUUUCGCUUCGCAACUUCGGCCGGUUAGGCAGCAGUCUUUCCGUGUUCGGGAUUGUGAAGAUGGGCAGCGCUUGCAGUUUGCUUGACGCGAUCCAACUGGGCUCCUGCGUCUCCAUGCGUUCCUUUGCCAGACUGGGAUCCAGCAUGUCGAUUUUUGGGCUCGGCCGGUUCGCGAGCAACUGCAGCAUCCUCGACUGCCUGCACGUGGGAUCCACAACCUCGAUCCGCUCAUUCGUCCGGCUCGGCAGCACUCUGUCCGUCUUUGCCAUGGCACGAUUGGGAACCUCGAUGAGCAUCUUGGACUUUGUACACUUGGGCUCCUGCUUGAGUGUGCGGAGCUUCAGCCGCUUCGGGUCCGCGCUGUCCGUCUACGGGAUCACGAAAAUUGGGAGUUCGUUUUCCGCACUCGACUUCGUGAACAUCGGUAGCAGCAUGUCGGUCCGCUGCCUGGCGCGGUUAGGGAGCACGCUCUCUGUCUUCGGUGUCUCCAUGAUCGGCAGUUCGCUCUCCGUCUUGGACACCAUGCUGCUGGGCUCCUCCCUCUCCUUCCGGUCCUACGUGCGUCUGUCUAGCACUUGCAGCGUGUACGGUUUCGCGAAGAUCGGCUCCGCCUUCUCGGUGCUCGAUUUCAUCACGUUCGGGUCGGCGCUGUCCCUUCGCUCCGUCGUGCGCCUCGGUAGCUCGGCCUCUGUCUACGGCAUAAGUCGACUGGGAUCGGCCAUGUCGGUGCUCGACAUUUUGCACCUCGGCAGUUCCCUGAGUUGCCGUUCCUUCGUGCGCUUCGGAAGUUCCGUCAGCUGCUUCGGGCUCGCCCGGUUCGGCUCGCAGAUGUCCGUUCUCGACUGGCUGCAGCUGGGAAGCUCUUUGUCCGUGCGGAAGUACGCGCGACUGGGAUCGACUGUCAGCGUCUACGGCAUGACCCGGUUCGGGUCCGGGGUCUCUGUCCUCGACAUGUUGCAGCUUUCCUCAUCGUUCUCUCUGCGCGCGUUCUCCCGGAUGGGAAGCUCGAUGUCCGUGUUCGGGAUGAGCAGAUUAGGCUCCAGUCUAUCCGUGCUUGACUUCAUGCACGUGUCGUCCAGCUUGAGUCUCCGCAGCUACUCGCGACUGGGCUCCAGCUUGUCCGUGUACGGGUGCUCGAGCUUCGGGUCCAGCCUCUCCCUCCUGGAUUUUAGCCAGUGCGGAUCCGCGGUGAGCCUGCGCACGAUCGGCAGACUCGGCAGUGCGCUCUCGGUCUACGGGAUGGCGAGAUUUGGCAGCGCUUUGUCGAUGCUGGACAACAUCAUGAUUGGCAGCAACAUCAGCGUCCGACACAUGGGCCGGCUUGGCAGCUCGCUCAGUAUUUUCGGCAUCGUCCGCAUGGCCUCGUGCUGCUCGAUGUUCGAUUUCGCGUGCGUCGGGUCCGCGUUCAGUGUCAGGCAGCUCGCGCGAUUGGGAUCUUCCCUGUCGGUCUACGGUGUAUCGAGGCUUGGCUCCUCGUUAUCCGUGCUGGAUUUUGUGUCCGUCACGUCCUCGAUCUCCGUCCGCAGCAUGUCCCGACUCGGAUCCUCCGUGUCCAUCUACGGGCUGCUCCGGUGCAUGAGCAGCAUGUCGCUCUUGGACGCGGCGAACAUCGGCUCCGCCGUGUCUAUUCGCACGUGCGCCCGGCUGGGUUCCGCUCUCAGCGUGUACGGCAUGUUGCGGCUGAGCAGUGCCAUGUCGGUCCUCGACGUGACACACAUCGGAAGCUCCAUCUCCGUUCGCACCUACGCCAGGUUAGGGUCAGCGCUAUCUCUCUACGGGAUGUCGCGGUUCGGCUCCAGCUUUUCCAUCUUGGACGCCGUCACGCUCAGCUCCACCCUAUCCGUGAGAAAUUUUGCGCGCUUCGGAUCUAGUUUGUCCGUCUACGGCAUGUGUUUGUGCUCGAGCUACCUCUCGGCGCUCGACUUCUUCCAUAUCGGCAGCUCGCUCUCGGUCCGGAACUUCUGCCGACUCGGAUCGUCGCUUUCCGUUUUUGGACUUGCAAGACUCGGGAGUAACUUGUCGAUGCUGGACAGCUGCCAGGUCGGGUCGGGAAUUUCCGUGCGGUAUUUCACCCGCUUCGGGUCCGCCUGCUCGAUUUACGGCAUGGUCCGCAUGGGGAGUCAAAUGUCGGUGUUGGACUUCACGACGUUCGGUAGCAGCGUCAGUGUGCGCUGUCUGGGGCGACUCGGGAGCGCGCUCUCGCUGUACGGUGUGAGCAAGUGCGGCAGCAUGCUGUCGUUGCUGGAUGCGGUCAGCCUCGGGUCGAGUCUGUCCGUUCGGGGCUUCGCGCGCUGCGGAUCGAGCAUGUCCGUGUUCGGUUUAG